This is a messenger RNA of Symsagittifera roscoffensis, 5753 nucleotides long. RefSeq names its product PDZ domain-containing RING finger protein 4-like. The transcript has 8 exons. Lineage: Eukaryota; Metazoa; Xenacoelomorpha; Acoela; Convolutidae. The record is from RefSeq and is a predicted model, not a curated record. Gene Ontology annotation, molecular function: protein binding. Bases 1658 to 5521 code for a protein of 1287 amino acids.
UGAUUUUUCCACAGCUUUUGCCCGCUGCUUGGCGCAGUUUGUUUACGAAAACAAACUCUUGCUGACAUGCUUUUUGCCCGAGGUAAUUAACCACUGAACUAUGUACUUAUCCGUACAUUUCGUACACAGUAACUAAAAGAAACAGUAUUUCCGGGUCCAAAUUGCCCGAAAAUCUUCAGAAAUCAUAACAAAUUGUGGUAAGGUUGGACCAAAACUAAUCAGACGAAAACUAAAUACCCAUUCAGAAUUAGCGGAUUCUAAGGCUUGGGGUUAGUACAUUUUUUCAGCUAUGAACUCGAAAUUACCCGGAAGUUCUUUCCAGAUUUCUCUCAAAUUUAGAUUCAAUUUUUACCAAAAAAACUAGUUCAAGUCGUCUAGACUUAUCCAGGGUUUGAUGGUCGCGUCAUUGAUUUGGCUGUCAUCUGUUUAAAAAUAAUUUUGAUUGUUUACCAUUUCGUUUCAGCUUCGUUUCAACCAAUCAGAAUUGAGCAGACGAUCUCUGUUUUUACCAUCAUCUGGUAAAUUGUGUGUAUAAGUUGGACCGGAUUAACAAAACCAUCUUUAUUUUGAGCUUAAAUUGGAUUUUUAUCUUGUUUAUCACAGAGGCUUGAUUGCAUUGCUACAAAAUUGUUAUUUUAUUGCGGAAUUUUAUGAUGUAUGAAUAAUCUGGGUGAUUCAAUACUUACAAAAUAUUGAAGAAAAAACUUAAGCUUAACCGUGCUCCUUUAUUUUCUGCCUCUAAAACAUCUAUUUGGCGGAUCUUUUUAAAUUCGAGACGACUGAAAGACGGAUGCCUGUGGUACUUUUUCAUUAUUCAUCAGACAAGCAAGACUUGGUACGAUUGAGCGAGGAAUGAAAGCUGAUUUUGAGACUUGAAUUAUUGAAACGUGGUUGAAAAAGAAAGCAAUCUUUUGUCACACAUUCAGUUUUAGCCGCUCAAAAUUAUUCCUCGCCCAUUAUUCGUGUCGCUUCUCCUAUUUAUUAUUCCAUAACAGACGCCAUAAAAUUUAUUGUGGUCAAAUUUUCUUAUGUUUCUCCCUUCCUUUGGUGAAUUUUGGAAAAUAGAUCGAUUUAUAAAAUUCGAUUCGUGAAACGAUUGUCGAUAUUAUCCAAAAUUGUACCAAGAACCCCGCGUCGCUUAAGUAAUUUGGAUAGCUGGUGCUGCCGUGCUUAGAUAUCCCAAUUGUUCGUUGGAAGCAUCUUGUUUGAGUAUAUUUCUUUCAUUAAUUAUGAAUGCCUCGUUCUAUUUUGACAGGCAGCUAUCAGCCAGAAUUUAAAAAUCAAGUCAUUGUUCUCGGGCAUUAUUCGCCGCCUCUUUUGAUUUCGGUAGGAUUUACAAUAAAUCUGUGAUUUUCCUGUGUUUCAUUUGUGGCACUGUUGCUUUUUUAAACUGCGCCAGUUGGACAUCACGACAAAUAUAUUAUUUUCUAAAUUAGCAUUCUGAAAGCAUAUUGUUGUUUGUUACAAAAUAAAAAGUGGAUAUAUCUAAAUGUUCAAAACAGAUUAUAAAGUUGUGGUCUCAAUUUAGAUAAAUACACUUUUGCAUAUUCUGAAUUAGUUAUACUACCCCUAAUCAUAAUUUUCCGGGACUAAACAUCCCUGAUCCCGCCCCCUUUUUGUCAGCUAAUCCCGAGAGAAUUGCCAACUUUUGCAAAGUAUGGAUACGAGCAGCAGUGGAGUAGACAACACACUUAAACAAAAAACAGACCUGCCCAAUAAUACCUCAACACGAUUCUGCUCUAGCUCCGCCCAUCAUCCCAUUCAGCAGACUAGCACAAGUGAAAAAGUGUACACGGGCGACAAUAGCAGCUCUUCUUUUUCCCAUUCAAAAAUUACUCCCUCGCAUUUUAUUAGCCAACCAGUGAAAGCAGUGCGAGCUGUCAGUAGCAGUGAAUCAACGGCAAACAGCCCUGAGAACGGAUCAGUGACAUGCGCCAAUAAAGCCCAAAAAGACUGUCAGUUAAAAUACCCGCCAACCAGCACUGCAGAUUCGAAUUACAACCCCGCCUCUAAUUUGGGUAGAAGCAAAAAAUUUAAUCCCGCCUCAAAUUCACUUAGUAAAAAGUCGACUUGCAGUAAACUAAUAUCGGCUAAAUUCAUCGCAAGUGAGCUUAUUUGUCUGCGGUGCAACGAGUUACUCAAAGAGCCCUUACUCACACCUUGUUGCACAAAAAACUUCUGCUCGCCUUGCCUUUUGCCCGACAUAAUUUCAAAAAAGACCUGCCCCUUUUGCCUGAAAUUCCCGAUCGAUGUGCAAAAACUAUCGAUAUCGGGAGAAAUUGCUGAUAAAUUGAGCAGUCUUGAAGCUCCGGAGACUCGAGAGCAAUCAGGACUGGAAAUCAUGAGGAUCCUAUCGUCCAAAACUGCUCUCAAAGAGCGAAGUGUCUUGAACAUGCAGUUGCCCACGAUGCCGGCAACAUCGGCUGCGAAGCUAAACGACAAGCAGCUUUUUAACGAAGGCGUUGCAAUGAUGGCCAAAACCCAAAACGACUACCCUCUGCCAAGCAAAUCCGUCAACAAAGACCUCGGUGGCGUGCUGAACGACCACGACUGUUUGAGCCAUUUAAACUCGGAGAGUGUGAAAUUAUUGGUGGUCGGUGAUUCGAAGAAGCAGCACGACUGUGUGGACCACGUGACCAAACUGAUCCAGGGUCUUCAGAUGCGAGUGACGUCACUGGAGACGGAGGUGAAGACGAGACACAGCAAGUACUCGAAGCGGGAGAAGAGUCUGCUGAGCAAAGUGGCCACUCUGCAGAAUGAGGCACAGGUGCAGGCAGUCCACUACCAGGCCAAGAUCAACACCCUCACCUCACAGCUAUACUUUGCAAAGAGCCCUCACAUGGCGACACACGAAGAAAAGCAACAGAGUUCGAAUGACGCAAAUGAUCAGCCGGAGACAUUUGAAGUGACUUUGCUCAGAGACGAGAACGGCUCAUUCGGGUUCAACAUCUCAGGAGGACACAGGGAAGACAACCUGUCCUGUCCCAUCUUCGUGUCCAAGGUGUCUGGCCAGAGUAUCCAGGGAUCCCCUCAACACAGUCCCCUUCAGACUGCAACUCUCGCACUCACCCAGCUCCAGUUGAAUGACCAAAUCAUCAAGGUCAACAACGUCGACCUGAAUGGUUCAACUCACGAAGAAGCAGUUCAGAUUAUUAAGAACAGUCUGGACCCCGUGCAAUUCACAAUAGUCAGACAUGUAAUACCCCCUGACUUCGCAAACAGUUUAAACGGUUCGGUUUCUAAGAAUGAAAUGCAGACUGAUUCUCAGAAAGAGAAAAUUAGAGUUUGUGCGAGUUCAACUGUGGCCUGUCAAACAGAUCCCUACUUGAGUUUUCUGUCAGCAUCCGACUGGUACGAUGGUGACCUGCCCCCGCUGCCUUCUUUCGUGGAUGAUCCCGAACUGUGGGGCAGUAUGACUGACAUCGAGACCAUCACUUGUGACACCCAACUGCUGGACCAUGAACUCCACCAGCAACUGCAGCAGGACAACACCACCCCCGGGGACUCUAGCCUGUCCGCCUCCGAUGACGUCAUCGCCAGUCUCCUCCAGAUCAACAACUACGACUUUGAAUACGAGGAAGUGGUGCUGGAGAAGAGUAGCCCUGAUGAGAAGCUGGGCAUCACAGUGUGUAAGGGGGCACCCAACACCACCUUCUCACAACUGUUCGUCAGCAAGGUGGAGGAUAGUUCUCUGGCAGCGAUUGACGGGCGAGUGUCCAUGGGUGACCAGAUAGUGCGCAUCAAUGGCAAAGACGUCUCAGACACCACGGACAUCGGGAAACUGUUUGAAGUGAGCAAUGGCGAGAACAGCAGCAGUCUCAAGAUCACUCUCCUUAUCUCAAGACCUCUCUUCAGCGCCAAGCCGAGUAUCUUUGACCUCUGUGAGGUGGAGGAACAGACAUUGGAGGAGAUGGCAGCCAAUCAGAGCGAGGCAAGCAGCAACUCAGUCGCGGAAGAAUCCAGAAGCGAAGGGUUUGAAAACAUAUACGAAGAACCUCAAACGCCUACUAUAAGGAGACGAAACAAGAAAGAAGAUGCCGACACCAGAGAUCGAAGCGGAGUAAAGGAGACUGGAAUGUACUUUGCCGACAAGGACAGCGGCCUCGACUGCGAUUCAUCAGUGCGAAACGACUCGUUGUCAGAAACCGGCGACCACGACCGAACUCGUUCGUUCACUGGUGAGUCGGGAAUCUACACAGCCGAGAGCAUUUUCUCGUCGGAAAACACUGAGUAUCCUUUUGUGUCGUCAGGAACUGCAAAGAAGCUGACAAGAUCGUCACUGAUGAAUGCUCAGCAGCAGCAAGUAAUUUCAAAACCUGUUAUUUCUGUAAAAGUCAUUGCAGAAAAGCCGACUAAAACCGAAAUUUUUCCGGAUGACGCAACAACUGAUUCGUUCAACAUGAGCAUAGACGAAGCUUCGUUGCCUUUUACAGACGAGGACGAAAACGUUUACGAGAAUGUUGAUCACAUUUUACCCGAGGAAGAUGAAAAUAGGCGCUCGGUUUCCCCGCCCCCUUUGCCAAGACCAAAUUUGAUGCGAAGGGAAGCUGCAAAUCAAUAUCAAAACAUACCAUUGGCGAAGGACAAAAACCGAAAGACUUUUGCAAACGAGAACUGCAACAUGCUGAGUCCGAGUUUUGAUGAGAGACGAGCUCAGCUGGACCUCGAUUUUGAAACUGUGAAAGGUAUUCGAGAGAAAGGAACUCUAAAAUUACGUAAGCAGAUGAAAACUCUGAGUCGAGAAAGCGUAAUGGAUGAACGCGACUACGCAACAAUUUGCAGUACGGCGCCUCCAAAUACACCCUUAAAAACUAAUCAGAAUGUUCCGGAAGUUUCUCGAAAAUACCUGAACGCAAGAGAAAGUGCAGCACAAAAGUCAUCACGCAGUUUCCAGGAAUUCAACAAACGCUUUUCUGAGAGAAGCAAAAUUAGAAGAAAUGACAGUAUGUUAUCAAUUCCUACACAUGCAAAGCAAUAUAGAAGCUACCUGCAACUUGUGAAGUUGCAUGAGCAGCAACAAGAUAGGGAAACCUUGGCUUCCGAAUGGAAGGUCAAAAUUCGGCCCGACGGGUCAAGGUACAUAGCAAAGGUCAACACUAGCAAUACUUCACUAAACAGUAGUAGUGGAUGGAGUGAUCGAAAAGCAAAUCGAGCCAAGGUUUUGAGAGAUCGGACUGAGAAAUUAAACAACGAAAGAGCUUCGGGAUGUCUGACUACUGACGACGAAGCAGCGAGCGAGUUGAAAGUCGGUAGGUACUGGUCACGCGAAGAACGAACGAGACAAUACAUGAUUAGUCAGGAGAAGAAAAUGCGGAAACAGAUGAUGGAAAAUUCCAGGAACCAGUUUCUGGACGAAAGUCUGAACUCGACUUUGAAGCGAAAGAGAAUGAUGGCCCAACAGGCAGCGCUGGCAACGGCUGAUAAAAACAAGAUAUUAGAUACUUUCAUUACAAUUCAGGAAAUCAUGACUCACGGCUCAAACCUGCACUCGAAUCCACUUCUGUCUGUAACAACAGUUUAGACAAUUAAUAAGCCGCUGCUUCACAAGACGUAGUUUCAGAUCACCAGAAACUGAAGUUUGGUUUUUGUUUGGUUCUGAUCAAAGAAUGAUUUUUUUCUGUUUUGCUUAGAAUUUUAAAAAGAUUCAUAGAUCCUAAUUGAUUGAAUGCUUUAUGUUAAAAUCAGAAUGAAUUUAACUUGUUAAAUUUGAGAGAUUAUCAUAUUUGAUUUUGAAAAUUAACGUUUCUGUUAUA